Molecule: messenger RNA, 1109 nt
Organism: Oncorhynchus gorbuscha (pink salmon)
Lineage: Eukaryota; Metazoa; Chordata; Actinopteri; Salmoniformes; Salmonidae
Gene: mrpl47
Product: mitochondrial ribosomal protein L47
Exons: 7
Coding region: 11-778 (255 amino acids)
Biological process (GO): mitochondrial translation
Cellular component (GO): mitochondrial ribosome; mitochondrial large ribosomal subunit
Molecular function (GO): structural constituent of ribosome
Source: RefSeq, a predicted model, not a curated record
UAUAGCAAAGAUGGCGGCGACCUCAGUAGGACGCGUUUUGACACUUUGCAGACAGUUUCAAAACGCUUUUAGGAUUUCUACAUCGUUAGCCGUCCAACAGUCUGCUCUCACUUUGACCAAAUCUCAGGCUUAUCUUGAUAGGUUAACGUAUCCUCUUUUGAGCUCAAAUUGGCACUGUCAUUUUGGCCAGUGUCGGCCUCUGCACACUACCAUCAGCAGAAGAGGACUUGAGGAGUUUUUCGACAUACCUGAAAACUGGGGGGAGCCAACAGUGAAGUCAGGAGCACCAUGGACUGCCAAGCAACUAAGGACGAAAAGUAAUGAAGACUUACAUAAGCUCUGGUAUGUGCUCCUGAAAGAGAAGAACAUGCUGCUUACCAUUGAGCAGGAGUCCAAAAGGCAAAGAAUUCAGAUGCCAAGUCCAGAGCGCCUAAAGAAGAUCGAAAGGUCCAUGAAGAGACUAGACACAGUGGUGAAGGAGAGAGAAGACGCCCUCCGCCUGCUACAGACAGGCCAGGAGAGAGCAAGACCUGGGGCCUGGAGAAAGGACAUCUUUGGACGGGUCUACUGGUACCGGUUUAGAGAGCAUGCCCUUCCUUGGUACAUGAACAAGAGAUACAAACGCAAACGUUUCUACACACCCUUAUUUGUCACCCCCCACAUAAGGCUUCGUCUAGAGAAACACCUCCGUGCUAAGACCAGAAUACAGAACAAGGAGAGAGAAAAACAAACUGUACUCCAGGAGAAGUUUCCCCAAAUGAAGGCCCAGUCAUCAUGAAGACUUUCAUUGACCAAGAAACAUUCACCCUCCUGCAAUUCACAUUGGAGCAUGUGACUGUAUCCCCUGUUUUUUUUGCAUAAACGUGUCUGUCAUCAGCUUUUAUUUAAUGUACUUUUUCAUGUUGGUAAACUGGCAUUUAUGUCUUCCUCUGUAUCAUGAUGCCUUGAUUAUGGUUAUUCAUAUUAAAGUGAUGUACAGACACUGUGUGCCAUAUUUUAAACCACAUAAUUCAAAAUGUGUUCUUGAACAUAACUAAAAUUGUUUAUGUCGAAAGAUAGCUCCAAUAAAUUGUAGGUAAAUAAAUAUUCUGAUAUACCAGCAAUUGUCA